Sipha flava (yellow sugarcane aphid) is the source of this 600-nucleotide messenger RNA. RefSeq lists its product as uncharacterized. Lineage: Eukaryota; Metazoa; Arthropoda; Insecta; Hemiptera; Aphididae. The annotation marks the transcript as partial. The record is from RefSeq and is a predicted model, not a curated record. The transcript has 4 exons.
AUGGCCAAUAAAAAAAAUAUGCUAAAGCGUAAGCGAUCAACUAAAAAUAUGGUUUCCAAGACUCUUGCACAAAGACGAUUAAAAAAACCGAGUGACUCACUCACUCCAUCACAUACACAUGCGUUAUGUACAGAAAUCAAUGAUAAUAAUGCCAAUCUUGAUUUGAAAGGUCCUCUAGUUGGUCGACGAAUUGUAGAUAUUGCAUUUUUCAUCAAACAAAUACAAGUAAGGCAUAAAGGACCAUUUGGAUGCUCAUUUAUUGACAUGGAAUUUCAAUCAGAAGUGAUACAUGGCUUUUAUUCGAUAUUUGUUUUUAAAUGUAAAGUAUGUUGUAUUGAAUCUAAAUUAUACUUGGAAAAUAUUCAACAAAAUCAGUACAUGUUAAUUAAUAAAGCUGUAGUAAACACAUGUCAGUCCAUAGCCAAAGCUGUAAACGAAGUAGCAUGGGACGAAAUUAAAAAAUCUGGAGAAGAAGAACGCAAACUUGCCAUACAAUAUGGAGAUAUUGAUAUUGACGGUGUACCGAUGAUUACAGUGGUAGCUGAUGGACAAUGGUCGAAACGCAGCUAUAAAACCAAAUAUGACGCGUUAUCUGGAGUA